GGAAAAAAAACAUGGCCGGCGAGCCAAACAUCAAAGCUGCCAACGUAUGACUGUUACGCGUAUAAAUUAAAAACAUGUCGUUUUCGGAUUUAUACGCUAAAUAUAAUUGUACUUAUUGUCAAGAAGAAAUAAAUGGUGUUCGUGUAAGAUGUGCCGAAUGUAUAGAUUUUGAUAUUUGUUUGCAGUGCUUUUCGCUCGGUGCUGAAAUUGGACAACACAAAAAUGACCACUCUUAUCAGUUUAUGGACUCCGGUGCUUUUGGUAUAUUUUUGGGGCGUACAAGUUGGUCUGCCAAUGAAGAAGUUAGACUAUUGGACGCUAUAGAACAAUUUGGGUUUGGGAAUUGGGAAGAUAUCGCUAAACAUAUAGAAUCGCGAACACCAGAAGAGGCCAAAGAUGAAUACAUAACUAGAUAUUUGGAGGGAAGUAUAGGAAGAGCUACAUGGGGUAAUGUGGAAAGCACAAGUCGGCCUUCACUGCACUGUGCAGAUAGAGAUGAAGGUCCAUUAGGACCGAGUGCAGUAUCUCGUCUUCCUCCACUAGCAGUCACUCCAGAAGAAGCUUUGCAUUUAGGUUAUACACCAAAUAGAGAUGACUUUGAAAGGGAACAUGAUCAUGAAGCGGAACAGCUAAUUUCAACAUUAUCAUUAAAUCCCGAUGAUGAUGAGUUAGAUGUUGCUCUCAAAUUAUCUCAAGUGGAUAUCUACACACGUCGAUUGAGAGAACGAACAAGAAGAAAAAGGCUAGUGAGAGACUAUCAAUUAGUUUCAGUAUUCUUCAAUAAUCAAAGAAACAAACAAAGGACACUCGGGAAACUUGCCAAAGAGAAAAAGGAGUUCGUGGAGCGGCUGCGCUGGACGGCGCAGUUCCUGGGGCGCGCGGAGCAGGGCAGCGCGGCGGCGGGGCUGUGGCGCGAGCGCGAGCUGCGCGUGCGCCUGGCUGAGCUGCACCGCUACCGGCUGGCCGGCGUCACGCGCCUCGAGGAGUGCGCGCACUACGACCUCCACGCCGCGCACAGGAAACACCCCCACGCUGCUCAUUUACACGGCAGCAGUGGGUGCCUGGAAAUCAACCAGACAAAAGAACAAAUGCAGAACAACAUGCUGCUGCCAAGAAAAAGAGAAGGCGAAAGCGGCUCAAGUUCCACCAGCCCAAAGUGCACACGGGACGGAAGUACCGCAUGUGGAUGCUCCAGAAAGAGCUCAUGCAGCAACAGCAACGGCGUCUGCUCGACGCAUCUUCUCAACAAUAAUGAAAUACAGCUAUGUAGUGCACUGAGCUUGGCGCCGGCGCAGUACGUGACGCUAAAGGGGGUGCUACUGAGGCGGGCGGCGAGUGCGGAGUGCGACACGGAUGUGGCGGUGCGUCGAUAUCUGCAAGCAGUGGGCUGGAUACGUGAAUAGCACCACGCCCCGCCCCCAGACCCGCCCCCAGAUUCGCCUCCUGCCCCGCUGCCUGAUGCUUUCGCCCCAGACGUCUAUGCAUCGGACGCGGAUCUAUACGCUCCGCCC
Molecule: messenger RNA, 1511 nt
Organism: Papilio polytes (common Mormon)
Lineage: Eukaryota; Metazoa; Arthropoda; Insecta; Lepidoptera; Papilionidae
Gene: Ada2b
Product: transcriptional adapter 2B
Exons: 10
Coding region: 75-1403 (442 amino acids)
Biological process (GO): regulation of transcription by RNA polymerase II; chromatin remodeling
Cellular component (GO): SAGA-type complex; nucleus
Molecular function (GO): zinc ion binding; chromatin binding; transcription coactivator activity
Source: RefSeq, a predicted model, not a curated record